CAAAGGAAAAAAUAAGGAAAAACGAAAUUCAAUGAGAGGCCCGGUGGUACUGCGGUAAAAUUUUAUUUUUAUUUCCCCUUUAAAUAAAUAAAGUGUUAAAUAGAUCUCCCACGUAUAUUCAACCUCUCUCUCUUCACGUUUCUCCGACUCCGGGUUUGCAAUUCAUCAUAAUAUUUUCCUGGGAUUCGUGAGAAAUCAAAAGGGAAAUGACUGCUCCACCUGCUAGAGCUCGUGCCGAUUACGAUCAACUCAUCAAACUACUCUUGAUUGGUGACAGCGGUGUGGGUAAGAGUUGCCUUCUUUUACGUUUCUCAGAUGGCUCCUUCACCACCAGUUUUAUUACCACUAUUGGCAUUGAUUUCAAGAUAAGGACCAUAGAACUUGACGGCAAACGGAUCAAACUGCAAAUCUGGGAUACUGCUGGCCAGGAGCGGUUCCGAACAAUUACAACAGCUUACUACCGUGGAGCCAUGGGUAUCUUGCUGGUAUAUGACGUGACUGAUGAGUCAUCUUUUGACAACAUCAGGAAUUGGAUCCGUAACAUUGAACAACAUGCUUCUGACAAUGUCAACAAAAUACUUGUGGGAAACAAGGCUGAUAUGGAUGAAAGCAAACGGGCUGUUCCUACAUCCAAAGGUCAAGCACUAGCUGAUGAAUACGGCAUUAAAUUCUUUGAGACCAGUGCCAAAACAAAUAUGAAUGUUGAAGAGGUUUUCUUUUCAAUAGCUGGGGAUAUAAAACAGAGACUUGCUGAAACUGACGCAAGGGCUGAGCCUCAGACCAUCAGGAUUAAUCAACCCGACCAGGCAGCAGGAGGUGCUCAGGCUGCCCAAAAAUCAGCUUGCUGUGGUUCUUAGGAAAUCGGUGACUAUAUAAGGAUAGGAUGAUUGGGAAUACAUAUCCUCCAAAGUGACUUUUGGGUGGGAGGACAAAUUAAUCUUUGCCAUGACAUUGGCAAUGUUAAUUGCCAUGAUAUACUUUGUGGAAGCUAUAUUAUAGUUCUUAACUUCUUGUUUACUAUUUCUGGCUGACAAGAGAACUGGAGGAGCUUUUUACUGCUUUUUA
Capsicum annuum is the source of this 1065-nucleotide messenger RNA. Its product is annotated as ras-related protein RABE1a. Gene Ontology annotation, cellular component: plasma membrane. Gene Ontology annotation, biological process: regulation of exocytosis; protein secretion. Gene Ontology annotation, molecular function: GTP binding; GTPase activity. The coding region runs from base 207 to 857 and encodes 216 amino acids. The transcript is spliced from 9 exons. Lineage: Eukaryota; Viridiplantae; Streptophyta; Magnoliopsida; Solanales; Solanaceae. The record is from RefSeq and is a predicted model, not a curated record.